GUACGUAGGUGCAUAUUAUAUCGAUAAUAUGUGACUGGAUUGACCCAUCUUGAGAAUACUGCAUGGAUCUACAGUAAUGUGUUUAUCAGUAUUCUCAAAUCGACCUUGUUAUAACUAUCCUUAGACUUGAAGUUAUUACAUUCUCUGGAAACGAUAUUCCUACUUUAACCACCGUCAAAACGUGGUUGAGUAAGAGUUUCUCUAUGAAGGACUUGGGAGAUGCCAGUUAUGCACUUGGCAUAAGGAUCUAUAGGGAUAGAUCACGGAAGCUGUUAGGUCUCAGUCAAAGUACAUACAUAGACAAUGUCCUCGCUAGAUUCAGCAUGUCUGAGUCGAAACGAGGAAGUUUGCCUAUGGUCCAAGGCACGAGUCUUUCCAAGACUCAGGGUGCUUCCACUCCGGAGGAAGUAGAACGCAUGAGAAAUGUUCCUUAUGCGUCGGCCAUUGGAUCCAUUAUGUAUGCGAUGGUAUGUACGAGACCUGAUGUCGCCUUUGCUCUGAGUGUCACGAGUAGAUACCAGUCCAACCCUGGCGAAAGCCAUUGGACGGCUCUGAAGAACAUCCUUAAGUACUUCCGUAGGACUAAGGAUGCCUUCCUGGUAUAUGGCGGAAAAGAAGAGCUCAGUAUUGUUGGAUAUACUGAUGCCAGCUUCCAAACUGAUAGAGACGACUUCAAGUCGCAGGCAGGCCUCCCGAGAGACUCUCUCGAGCUACACUACUAUCUCGUUAAGCUUACGGGUGCUUAACAGACCGUUACAACUUGAGAGUUCGAGUCACACGAACCUCAACGAAUCCUUCAAAGGAAACAGACCUUCCUUUGAAUCAACGAGAGAAAUACUUUCUCUCAACGUGUCUAAGAACACAAGUACACUCAAGAACGAGACUCUCUUGUAGAGUAGAUUAUGAGUAAACUAAGUACGCUCAAGAACAACUCAACCUUCACACACAAAUGGCUCUAGAAAGCUAUGGAAAAUUAUGAUAUUUGAAUGCAAUGAAAGUAUGGAUGUUGU
Messenger RNA from Cuscuta campestris, 1010 nucleotides. The record is from the annotation of a GenBank genome assembly. Lineage: Eukaryota; Viridiplantae; Streptophyta; Magnoliopsida; Solanales; Convolvulaceae.